Messenger RNA from Achroia grisella, 594 nucleotides. RefSeq lists its product as uncharacterized. The coding region runs from base 1 to 594 and encodes 197 amino acids. The record is from RefSeq and is a predicted model, not a curated record. NCBI's taxonomy places the organism in Eukaryota, Metazoa, Arthropoda, Insecta, Lepidoptera, Pyralidae. The transcript has a single exon.
AUGUUACUUUCUGUGCUGUUCAUGAACUUAUUAAUUCAAGUGUUUUGUGAGGGGAACAAACAGAUGAAACCAUAUACCUUUCCCAUACCUUUUGAAAUGCCCAACAGAAAUGAUCGUGCCGAACAGUGCUGGCUAAGAAUAGAAGAUUUGGAGAUCACGGAGACAAUAACGACAUACUGUCGUAUUGCCCAUGCAUUUCUUCAUAGUUACAUCCCUGAAUACAAUCUAAAGAAAAUGACUGAGGAUGACGUCAAUGUUAACGUAUGGGACGAAGACCCUAUUAGAAGUCCAGAAGAUAGUUUAACUAAACUACCUGAAUCCGACCAGAAAACUUUAAAGGAUUGGAAGCAAACUACAGUGACGGACCCAAUAACUAAUAUUAGGAUAUAUGUGAGUCAAGAAGCAGAUUGUAGAUUGGUCGUGAUUAACAGAGAAGCAAUGUCAAAUUACAAAGUUGAUUGUGAAACUUUGUUGUAUUUUUUUAAUCAACAUUUGGAUAAUAGUGCAAUGUUUUCUUCCAGUAAUAGUAACUAUCUCAUAGUCACUUGUGUUUUCCUCAUAGUUAUAAAUAUUCCGAUUAUAUGGCUGAACUAG